This is a messenger RNA of Siniperca chuatsi (mandarin fish), 2365 nucleotides long. It is a transcript of the gene tex264a, whose product is annotated as testis expressed 264, ER-phagy receptor a. The record is from RefSeq and is a predicted model, not a curated record. Bases 288 to 1301 code for a protein of 337 amino acids. NCBI's taxonomy places the organism in Eukaryota, Metazoa, Chordata, Actinopteri, Centrarchiformes, Sinipercidae. Gene Ontology annotation, cellular component: nucleus; endoplasmic reticulum membrane; autophagosome membrane. Gene Ontology annotation, biological process: protein-DNA covalent cross-linking repair; reticulophagy. The transcript has 4 exons.
UGUAGGCGAGAAUGGUCUAUCCAGGAAGCAUGUUCCACUGUUUGGGGAAACACCGUAAACAAACUGUCUUUCCUGUCAACUUGAACGAGUGUUUCCUCUUUCGUGUCAGGUUAUUGCGACUGUGAAAAACAAAUUUAACUUUAGUAGCCACGUUUUUUUGUGUGUUUGUCGUUUGAAUCUGCUGGACCGCAGUCUCGGUAUAUGUGACCCGGAGGAGGACGUUUAGGCUUGACAGAUUUUUGCUAAUUGCAUUGACUGCAGCUGUAACGGUACCGCUUUGAGAAACCAUGUCUGAUUUAAUUCUGGUGCUCCUGUUAGUCGUCCUCCUGGUGUGUUUGGUUGUGACAGUGGGGGGCUUCCUGUUGUACUCGGGACUUCUGUCUGACGUGAUUAUAAAGACUGGGCCACCUCCUAUCAGAAAUGUUACUAUUGCUUAUAAGUUCAGAGAGGGAUCAUACAAGGACUGCGGUGCAGCCUACACAGAGAGCUGCAGCAUUGGGCCAAAGCUGAGCUCCAUCGGUGUCUUCUACGAUGACCCCAAGCAGAGGCCAUCAGAGAAAUGUCGCUACUUGGUGGGCAGUGUCUUGUGUGAAGGUGAAGAGAAGCCAGAUGAAGAACUGCAGAAGCUGUACGAGAAGUUUGGUUUCAAGGUGUUUUCUCUGCCUGAAGUGAGCCACGCUGUGACCACCAGCUUUCCCUGCACCACCCCUCUGUCUCACGUGCUGGGACCCUACAGGGUCUACCCUAGGCUCUCUUCCUACAUUGAGGAGAGGAAGCUGUGUGCAUUCCCAACUAUUGAGAUCUGUAAUUCAGAUGUCAUCAACUAUAUGGUUCCACUGUCUCGCCAGACGGACUUCUUUGUCCCAGAGAUGAAGGAGGAGGUUAAAACAGAUGUUAAAGAAGAGGACUCUGACGAGGACAGAGGAACUGACAUUACAGGUGCAGACUCCCACAGUGAUGUGAGUUCAGUGAGUGGUGGCGUGCCCUGGGACAGCAGAGAGACAUCCCUGGCUGCAUCCACAGCCGCCUCCCUGGCCUCUUCCCUGCCUCUGAGGGACGUAAUGGAUGCAAACGAAGACAUUAAGCCCAGGGACAGUGACAGAGGCUCGAACGAGUCUAUGGGCAGUGGCUCGUCCUUUGAAGAGCUUGAUAUGGAUCAGGAGGAGCAGGAGGAGGGAGAAGAGAGGGAAGAGAAGGAAGAUGGAGAGGAGGAGGAGGUCCCUGAGGGUGAAGACGGAGCUACGGAAGCAGUUGAACUGGUGGCUGAGAAGAAGGGGCCCUUGGGGGAUGGAGAGGAGUAGGGAGGAUGCUGAAGAGAUCAGGGAUGAGGCCAUGUAACACUGGCGGGCUAGAGAGUUUCUCAGUUGUUGCUGUUGCUGGUUAUCUGUCAUGUAAUCUUGUUGGUGGAUCUAAAGCUGUUCAUGCCAUGACCAACAUGCUGUAUUUCUGCGCCUUCUAAUUCCUCUUUUUGAAGCCUUUGUUAUUCUGUAAUCUCUUUUUAAAAAAAAUAUUGUUCCUGAUCCUAUAUUUAAACUCUGUCAGGAUAGAACAACAGAUAACCCCAUAGGGUUAAGUUUUCUUGGGUAAACCUGAUUUUCUCUGCAGAUGGUGUGCAGCAAAUGAAAGGCAAGAUUUGUUCAGUUCUAUAUUUCAUUUUAAACUGUAAUCUUACGUGAAUCACCACCAUUCCUGUUCAGAUUAGUAGUGACACUUCAGUUCAAGAUUAACAUCAAAGGAAGGACACUGACGCUGGCUAUUCUGGAUCGUCAAACAGCAUCUUUUUGCCCAUGUGUGACAGUUGAUAUUGUACCCCACUUUCAAGGUCAUGUCCUGAGGAAUUUUAUGUCACGUGUUCGUGUGCAUUACCUGACUUUGGUGUCUUGAUAUACAGUAAUGAUGGGGUGAAAAAUGCUGUUGAAAUUUUGACGGACGUAUGUCAUUGUGGUGUGUGUGUUUUUUUUUUUUCCCCAGUUUGGAGAAUAUCUGUCACACAGGGGAAAUUCUGCAGUCUGAGGCAGAGAAGCGUCAACACCAGUGAGGACUUACAGUAGUAAAGUAACAUCACCGACACCUCCAAGUCACCAGGACUAGGACAUAAAAUGCAAUUCAAAGAUGUAAACUUUUUUCCCUUGGAUACGGUACAGAACAUUGUUUAAUUUUUUAAUGUAAUGUUCUCUUCUAUAGUUGGUUUGUUAAACCACUCUACAGUUCUGUUUGUAGCCAAAAUUCACUCACUUCCAGAGACUAGUUGUGAUAUGUUUGUAGGUUGAAGUUGUUGGUGCUGUGAGACAUUGUAAAUAAUGUACAGCACAUUGCCAUGGUUGUGUCGUUCUGUCUGUAAUAAAAUUUUAAAAUGAAAAGUUCA